AUGUUUCGUUCGGCCUGUGACCUCGUACAAGUGGAUCAUCCUAAGGAUUGGAGUAUCGAAAACGAGAGACUUGAAUAUCUUCGUCGACUCGAGGCUUCGAUCAGCAAUUGCGAGAGCCAACCUGCAAAUCUCCUGGACAUUUUUCGACCCGAAGAAAUCGAGUGUCUUCUAUCGGAUUGCGUGAAAAACAUUUUGGAAGACAGAAGUCCUUAUCGAGCAUUCGUCGAGUUUGUAGUUCGCAGCGGCUACAAGGACGUGUCCCAAUUCGACGAAGACGGCAAGCCACAGUUGCGUCGAACUACACCGAUACAUCACGCGGCUAAACAUUCCCUCGACUUGGCUGCCGUAGUCCGUGAGCUAUUCCAAGUGUACGAGUGCGAUACGAAUUACAUCGACGAAACUGGAUCGACGCAUUUCCACGUGGCCGUCCAGUUCGGUUGUGCCGACGUCGUCGAGAAAUUCCUAGAACUCGGCCAGGAUCCCAACAUCGUCGCGACGGGAACGGGCAAUUCGCCGCUACACUUGGCUGCGAUCUUUGGCCGCAGGAAGAUCGCUGAAAUGCUGGCGAGGAGUAGGGCCAAGACAACUUUGGUCAAUGCAGAAGGACUGACUCCUGUGGCAGUGAGAAGAUGCGCCGAUCCACGCUCUGAAUCGACUGUGCUUAUAAGCAAUUUCUACAAACGAUGGAUAAAUGAAUCGACUUCUGUUCGCGUUUUCAAGAAAUUUCACGACGAUAACUUGUCGGAGAUCGCAUCGAAGAUAAUCGACGUACAACAGCGAGACCUAUUGCGCAAGGCUCUGCGUUACCGCAAUAGAGAAAUGGCCGAAUUGCUGCUGAGACGCGGCGCGAAUCCUAAUUCGGCCGAUGCGCGUGGGGAAACAGCUCUGCGCGUCGUUGGCAGGAUCGACGAAGAUUCGGUAAAAGCGUUCUUCGAGAUCUGCGACGCGAUCGGGCAGACGGUGCUCGUCGAUGCUCGCGACAACGGGGGUCACACGCGGCGCUAUAUACGAGGCCUUGAAAUACGGACGCGACCAAGUGGUCAAGCUGCUGCUGAGAAGAGGCGCCGCGAUCCAAAUCUAGCCAGCAAGAAAGGAUUGACACCUCUGCAUGAAAUUUGCAUCCGUUCCACUUGUUUUGGAUUCCCGGAGACGUUGUUCGAGAUCGACGAGCGAGCGCAGCGAUUUAGGGUGCGAGUCGAUGCCCUGGACAACUUACGGUAA
Messenger RNA from Trichogramma pretiosum, 1221 nucleotides. Its product is annotated as ankyrin-1-like. Bases 1 to 1221 code for a protein of 406 amino acids. Gene Ontology annotation, molecular function: protein binding. The record is from RefSeq and is a predicted model, not a curated record. NCBI's taxonomy places the organism in Eukaryota, Metazoa, Arthropoda, Insecta, Hymenoptera, Trichogrammatidae. The transcript has a single exon.